This is a messenger RNA of Mesocestoides corti, 1551 nucleotides long. The record is from the annotation of a GenBank genome assembly. NCBI's taxonomy places the organism in Eukaryota, Metazoa, Platyhelminthes, Cestoda, Cyclophyllidea, Mesocestoididae.
AUGCUACCAAGGUGUUUUCGGAAACUGCAACUUGAUAUCAGAGAUGACUUUAGAGUGGAGCGCAUCAACAAGGAACUCGUGGAUUAUGAUGACAUCGUGCUGGCAGAUUACGAGGACACGCUUGUUAAUUUUGCUCGGAUGACAGUCAAGUACCUGAGAUGGAUGUCGGCAUUCUGCAACAAGUAUCGUGGUUUCUGUCCUCUCCUGACCUGCGAUAUGUUAAUGAGGAAGAGGGGGCUUGUGAUUGGUGUCUUGGUUGGUGGUCUAUUUAUUGUCAGUGUUAUCUCGCUUCAUCAGUUGAAACAAAUGUCUCAUUCAAAAAUUAAAAGCAACCUGCUAAUGCCUACACAUGCAUCCUGCAAAUGGCCUCCAAAUAUGCCUGAAGACAUUAAGUCGGCAGAGGGCGAAUACAACAUAACACUCUGUGUACGACUGAAUGCAAACACAACAAUAAGAAAUACGCCAAAUCGGUAUCCACUUGCGGAUCUCUUUCGAGGAAUUAAAACACCACGCAAGGUUUCAUUUGAGGACCUCAAAAGGUUACCCCGAAGAUUCUGGAAAUUGGUGAAGUACCCGCAGGUGUACCACGCGUAUCCACAGGAUGUUCCGUUGAAGAAAAUCGUCGAAGCCACCAAAGCAGGUCUUCCUGUCUCCGAUAUUCCUGAGUACAAUUUUCCAAUCCGCAUUCUGAAAACCAGCGCAAAGGUCUGUGCACGCGACACACAACACGACCUCGUCAUCGUGGUGAAAAGUGGCAAUCUGGGGUGGGACGCCAGAACGGCCUUUCGUGCCUUCAUGCAACGCGAGGAAGCCCGCAGUCCACAGAUCAAGGCGGGAGUUGUAUUCAGUCUAGGAAUGCCACGCAAACACGGUGGCAGAAUAUUCAAUCGUGACGGCCACAUCAUCAGCCUGGAUGGAAAGAAUGGUGACAGGUUGGAGGAAUAUGACGGAAAAGCCGAUUUAGUUAUGGAACGCAUUAAGCAGGAAAUCGAUCAAUUCGAUGACAUACUACUAGGAGACUACGAGGACACGUAUUUCAAUUUGACGUGGAAGACCGUCACGAACCUGCGAUGGCUGUCGGCAUUCUGCAACAAACACCACGCCAACGCUUUCAUGAUAAUCGAUGACGAUCAUCGCAUGAAUCUCUCCUUGGUGGCAGAGUUUCUCAAGAGUACUUCGGCAGAAACAUUAAGGAAAUCCAUAUUUGGUGAUAUUGCUGUAAACGGUCCUCCAAGACGGACGCCUUCUAAGAGGUGGUUUCAGUCGUAUGGCGAGUGUCCUUGGGAUUCGAUGACUCCGUAUCCACGUGGGUUUUCGCAAUUCAUUGGAGCUGACAUCGUCGACGACAUGGCCAUCGCGAGUGCAUACACGAGGUACAAUUAUGCACCGGAGGACGUGUUUCUUGGAAUGGUCGCAUUCAAACUUGGCAUCGAUCUGCGCAACGAAGUGUCGAUGUUUAACCACCGUCUAUUCAACGUCACUCUCCUGAAGACCCACCAACCCAUGGUAGCAAUGAGCCAAUUUUUUGAAAGAGACCUCUUGACUAAUUGA